AGGAAGUCUCCAAGGCAGAUCUGACCAUUUCGGAGAUCCAUUUCAUCCUCCCUCCAGGCCCCUCCCACUGUGCAGCCAGCAGCAUGGAGAUCUUCCAUCCCUUUCUCCUCAUCCUUGCUGGCCUGCUGGGAUCUCUUGCCCAGGAAGAUCUUGAAAGGAAGGUCUUCAUAUUCCCGGAAUCAUCAGACACCAGCCACGUGGUUUUGAAGGCCACCUCACAGCAGCCUUUGACCAGCUUCACCAUCUGCCUGAGAUCUUACACCGACAUGACCCGAGCUCACACCCUAUUCUCUUACGCAACCAAGACAAGUGACAACGAGAUCGUGGUCUUCAAAUCCAAAACCAACGAGUACAGCCUUUAUGUGGGGACUGCAGAUGUGAUUUUCUUCUUCCCAGAAAAGCUGGUUUCAGAACCUAGCUGGGAGCAGAUCUGUAUGAGUUGGGAAUCUGACACGGGAUUAGUGGAGUUCUGGCUGGAUGGGCAACCUUUUCCCCGAAACGGUAUGAUGAAAGGUCAUGUUAUAAGUCCAGAGGCAUCAAUUGUCCUGGGGCAAGAUCAGGAUUCCUUUGGGGGUGGCUUUGAUAUCAACCAAUCCUUCGUAGGGGAGCUCACAGACGUGUACAUGUGGGACCGGGUACUGUCUGGGGACGAAAUGUGCCUUGUGUGGGGCAACCAUGUUCCUUCCAACCCAAUAAUUAACUGGAGAUCGUUAAAUUAUGUCAUGAGAGGCUACACUGUUCUUAAGCCCUCCCUGUUUUCCAACUGUAGAGCUGAGUAGGCUUUGCAAAGAGACGGAUAGUCUUUAAAAAAACACAUUAUGGGGGUAGA
Molecule: messenger RNA, 829 nt
Organism: Lacerta agilis (Sand lizard)
Lineage: Eukaryota; Metazoa; Chordata; Lepidosauria; Squamata; Lacertidae
Product: serum amyloid P-component-like
Exons: 2
Coding region: 84-779 (231 amino acids)
Biological process (GO): innate immune response
Molecular function (GO): complement component C1q complex binding
Source: RefSeq, a predicted model, not a curated record